This is a messenger RNA of Rubroshorea leprosula, 461 nucleotides long. The record is from the annotation of a GenBank genome assembly. Lineage: Eukaryota; Viridiplantae; Streptophyta; Magnoliopsida; Malvales; Dipterocarpaceae.
GUAAGGAACCCAGAAUCUGGGUUUCGUAGAACCCAUUGAGAAGAUGGAGGAUGGUGAAGAUGUAGGAUGUUUUGAAUCUUCUUCUUCUUCUUCUUCUUCUUCUUCUUCUUCUUCUUCUUCUUCUUCUUCUUCUUCUUCUUCUUCUUCUUCUUCUUCUUCUUCUUCUUGUGGGCUUUUUGGGUUAGUUGUCUUUUCUUUCAAGGGUAUUGUAUUCUUCUUAGAUUGGGAUAAUCCUUGAAGGGGUUAAGUGAGUUGUUGAGAUUCACUUGUGAGGGUGUACUCUUGCCCCUUGAAGCAAGAGUGUGAAGGUUUAAUCUUGCACCCGCAAGCAAGAGUUUGUUCCAAUUUAAUCUUGCACCCGUAAAUAAGAGAAUCCUAGUGGAUUGAUCUCUCGAGUAAAGAGGCUUGGGGAGUGGAUGUACUCCGGGUUGGAGGAACCACUAUAAAUCACGGCUUGAUAU